UGUUUUUUUAGUGUAUUUCCGGACGCCAAGUCUGCACAGCUGCCGCCGAAUUUAAAGAGACAGGGGAGGUAGUUGUUUAAUUUUAAUUUUAAACCUUUGUCUUGAACCUCGUUUGCUAUUGCUCUUUAUGGGAUUGAUCUACAUGUAGCGACAGGAUUACUAGCUAGCUCCUAAAUGAAAGGAUGUUUUUUUUAGACUAAAAGUCACCUCGCACACACUAAUUUCCCCUCAUCUCUCGGCCCCCAGCUAACGUUAGCUAGCAAGCUGGCUAGCUAGCUUGCUAGCUUGGUACACGGAGACCAAGAUUUCUUUCAACUAGCAAAUCUGGGACAGCGGACAAUGGCGAAAAUUCAGGCGCACGGUAACAUGAAACAAAUAAGCCAAAUGCAAGACAAGGCGUACGUCGUGCAGAAACAAGUGCAACAGCAACACUUUCAAAAACUGAAGGUAGAAGAUGCUUUAUCGUACCUAGAUCAGGUGAAAAUACGCUUUGGGAAUGACCCUGGGAUAUACAACAAAUUCCUGGACAUUAUGAAAGAAUUCAAGUCGCAAAGCAUUGACACGCCUGGGGUCAUAAAUCGAGUAUCCCAGCUGUUCCAUGGUCAUCCGGACCUGGUCUUGGGCUUCAAUGCCUUUCUGCCCCCUGGAUACCGGAUAGAGAUCCCCAAAAAUGGGGUGGUGUCCCUCCAGUCACCACUGUCUGCCCAGGUCUCCCCUGGCCAGGCCAGGAACGUGGCAACUGUUGCUGUGGGCGUGGCUGGGGGAGUCUCCGCCUCUCCUCCAGCAGGGGCCGGCUGCACUCAGGAUGAGGCCGUGGCCUCGCUGGACUCCACCCCCUCGUCCUCCGGUGUCCCCGAGCCUCCCAAUAGGCUGUCCUUGGCCCUGCCUGGCCAGGAUGGACAGCCCGCGCCCCUCCCUUCCUCCUCGUCCCCGCUCUGCUCGGAGCCCAGUCCCGUGGAGUUUGACAGCGCGAUCAGCUACGUCAACAAGAUCAAAAACCGCUUCCUGGACCAUCCAGAGAUUUACAGAUCCUUCCUGGAGAUAUUGCACACCUACCAGAAAGAACAACUGGAGAUGAAGGAAACGCGGGGUCGUGGAGGAGGGGGUAUGACCGAGGACGAGGUCUUCUCUAAGGUGGCGAGCCUUUUCAAGGGCCAGGAGGACCUGCUGGCCGAAUUCGGACAGUUUUUACCAGACGCCAAGAGAUCACUGUUCACGGGCAGUUCACUAACGGGGAAAGACCACCUGAAGAAGAUGGAAGAUGAUGACUUGGCCAAACAGAGCAAGAAGAGGUCUAGGCCUAUGCUGCUGCCUCACAUGACCCCACUUCUGAAGAAAAAAAUGAAGCUGUCAUGUUCCAAAGACCAGUCCUUUGCUUCUGUCGGAAAGCAUGGAGUUUUACGGGAGUUCACAUUUUUUGACAAGGUUCGGCGUUUAUUCAAGAGCCAGGAGGUUUAUGAGAACUUCCUGCGCUGCAUUGCCCUCUUCAACCAGGAAGUGGUGUCGGGCGCAGAGCUGCUGCAGCUGGUCACGCCAUUCCUGGGGAAGUUUCCAGAGCUGUACACCCAGUUCAAGUCAUUUCUUGGGGACAAAGAGCUCUCUCACUCUUUAUCUGGGCUGUCGGACCGCUACAUGGAGGGUGCAGGUCGGGAGAUCGAUUACGCCUCAUGCAAGCGUCUGGGCUCCAGCUACAGGGCACUGCCCAAGACCUACCAGCAGCCCAAAUGUAGUGGACGCACUGCCAUCUGCAAGGAGGUGCUGAACGACACGUGGGUGUCGUUUCCGUCAUGGUCCGAGGACUCCACCUUCGUCAGCUCCAAGAAGACGCCGUACGAGGAACAGCUACACCGCUGCGAGGACGAGAGGUUCGAGCUCGACGUGGUUCUGGAGACCAACCUGGCCACGAUCCGGGUGCUGGAGAGCGUGCAGAAGAAGCUGUCACGCCUGUCCCCGGAGGACCAGGACCGCUUCCGGCUGGACGACUGCCUGGGCGGCACCUCUGAGGUCAUCCAGCGUCGCGCCGUCUACCGUAUCUACGGCGACAAGGCACCUGAGGUCAUUGAGGGACUGAAGCGGAACCCCAUCACCGCCGUGCCGCUGGUGCUGAAGAGGCUGAAGGCCAAGGAGGAGGAGUGGCGGGAGGCCCAGCAGGGCUUCAACAAGAUCUGGCGGGAACAAUAUGAGAAGGCCUACCUCAAAUCCCUGGACCACCAGGGCGUCAACUUCAAGCAGAACGACAUCAAGGCUCUGCGGUCCAAGAGCCUGCUCAAUGAGAUCGAGAGCGUCUACGACGAGCGGCAGGAGCAGAGCACCGAGGAGGGGGGCGUGGGGCAGCAGGGUCGCGAUGGCGGGGCCUCGGCCGCGGUCAUCAGCGAGCCCCACAUGAUCUUCACCUACGACGACAAGCAGAUCCUGGAGGACGCAGCCUCAUUGAUCAUCUACCACGUCAAGCGCCAGCCCACCAUCCACAAGGACGACAAGGACCACAUCAAGCGCAUCGUGCAGCACUUCGUCCCCGACCUCUUCUUCGCCCGGCGCGGCGAGCUGAGCGAGACUGAGGACUGGACAGACGAGGAGGCCGACACCGAGGAGGGAGGUGGGGGAGCAGGCGGAGGAGGUGCCGGAGGGCCCGGUCCAGGAGGUGCAGCAGGAGGCCCACAGCUCAACGGAGAGUCCAGGAGGAGGCGCUGCGUCUCGCCUCACAAUGCAGAGCCCAGCCCCCCGGGCAGCCUGGCGCUUGGCGGGGGCGGGGAGAAGCUUGACCUGCGUGACCCUGAGGCGGAGCACCAGAAGGAGCUAGACGACGUCUACAACCUCUUCUUCCUGAACAACAACUGGUACUUCUUCCUGCGGCUGCACCAGACUCUGUGCGCGCGGCUGCUGCGGGUCUACCGCCAGGCGGAGAGGCAGCUGCUGGAGCGGCGGGCGGAGCAGGACCGCGAGAGGGUCCUCCAGGCUGAGGGCCGGAGGGACAAAGCCAGCGACCUGGCUAUGGAGCUACGACUCAAACAGCCCAGUGAGGUUGAGCUGGAGGAGUACUACCCAGCGUUCCUGGACAUGGUUCGCAACCUCCUGGACGGGAACCUGGACUCCACGCAGUACGAGGACACACUGCGAGAGAUGUUCACCAUCCAUGCCUACAUUGGCUUCACCAUCGACAAGCUCAUCCAAAACAUCAUCAGACAGCUGCAGCACCUGGUCAGCGACGAGGUGUGCCUGCAGGUGGCGGAGCUGUACCUGGCCGAGCGCAAGAGGGGAGCAGCCGGGGGGAACCUGUCCUCGCAGUGUGUGCGAGCCGCCUGGGAGACCAGCUAUCAGUGGAAGGCCGAGAGGGUCAUGGCCGACGAGAACUGCUUCAAGGUGAUGUUCAUCCAGAGGAAAGGUCAGGUGACUAUGACAAUCGAACUGCUGGACACUGAGGAAGCACAAGCCGAUGAUCCGCUGGACGUCCAGUACCUGUCCAGUUACAUUGAACAGUUUGUUGGGACAGAGUCGGCGCUGUGCGCUCAGUCAGAGGGCUUCUGCUUCAAACCAGUCUUCCUGCCCAGGAACCUGCGGCGUUUUCGGCGCUGGCAGCUACGGCAGAUGGAAGCCAUGCGCUGUCGCCGGGAGUGGCGUCGGCAGCUCGGAGUGGAGACGGCCGGCAGCCUGGACUGUCGCUUCAAGCUGCACUCCCAUAAGAUGGUGUUUGUCAUGAACUCUGAGGACUACAUGUACCGCCGGGGGGCCCUCGUAAAAGCCAGGAAGGCUCAGCACGGCGUGGCGCGAGCGCAGCACGAUCGCUUCGACCGGUGGCACCAGGGCUGGCUGUCUGAGCAUGUGCCCCCCUCUGCCGAGCGUGCCGUGCAGGACUGGCUCAUGGGCGAGGAGGAGGAAGACAUGAUCCCCUGUAAGACCACCUGCCUGGUGAGGCAGGUCAACGGUUUACCUGUCAACAGGUACCAGGUCCGCUACAGCAGCAAGCCCCCUGCCUCGCCCUGAACACCACCACCACCCACACCCACCCCACCCCACCCUCCUCAUACACGUACAGACAAGUGCGCGCACACAAAACCGACACACAGACACACACGCACAAGACUGGACUAGGAGAAACUGGUGUGGAGAGGCGCGGCCAAAGCGGAGACGCAGAGCCGGACCGGGAGUGAAACUCAGAAGGAAGGCAAAAGCUCCAGCUUUCAGGAAGUCCUCAUCUUCUGCCCCACCGCUACUCUCAUCUCUUCGGAAAAAUCGACCUGCGAACAGCCGCACAAAAAACUCAUUCAGUUUGUUCGAGGAAUGUGAAGAAUCUUUUUAAAUGUAGUUUUUAGCUUCACGAGCCUGAGUGUGUGUUGUUUAUAUUUGUAUAUGUUUCUACUGGAAGAGACUGAUAAGAUGAAAGAGUACAGCUGGUGUUUGUACAGGAUACUAAUUCAAGCAUACUUAUAUAAAUAUAUGUAUACAUGCAUAUAUACAGUAUAGAUACAUGAGGAAAUAACGUGAUACUGUGGCAUUUUUGCUGGCAGCCAGUUCCUUAAUACAUCCAUUACUUUGUUUUCCUUGUAACUAAAUGAUCAUAUCCCCAGGCUGUGUCCAUCAUGUGACAACUUUUCAAGACAUUUGUUUGUACUUCAGCUGUGUUAAACCAACAAAUUAUGUACAUCAGUGAUUUCACCAGGUCCUGCUUGAAGGAUGCUGUCAUUUUUACACAUUAAAGCUGAAAAUGAACAAAAAAAUCAGUGGUGGAAAAGAAUGUAAACCAUUUCCUUACCCUGUUGAAGUUUAUCAUGAAAUAAACCACAUAGUUGUAAACUUCUAAACAA
Molecule: messenger RNA, 4802 nt
Organism: Conger conger (European conger)
Lineage: Eukaryota; Metazoa; Chordata; Actinopteri; Anguilliformes; Congridae
Gene: sin3b
Product: SIN3 transcription regulator family member B
Exons: 19
Coding region: 340-3981 (1213 amino acids)
Biological process (GO): negative regulation of transcription by RNA polymerase II
Cellular component (GO): chromatin
Molecular function (GO): transcription corepressor activity
Source: RefSeq, a predicted model, not a curated record